AUUCAAAUUAUUUUCUUUCCAAUUGUUUUAUUCAUCUUCUUCUCAUAAAAGAAAAAAAAUAUUCUCUUCCUCCCAAACUCCUGAUCAUGUCUCAACCAACCGCCCACCGAAUUGGAAGGAGUCCGAAUUUGAAGUUUUGGGCAAGGCAUGGAUUGAAAUUUCGGAGGACGAUUCUGUCAACCAUUAUCAAUCAUUGAAUAAAUUUUGAAGGGACGUUGGGGUAAUAUUUUUCGAGAAUAGCACAGGCAUUUCAGGUCCGGACGAAGGCCUACAAAAUUGAUGGAAAACCAUACUCAAGAAAUGUGGUUCAUGGAAUGCGGCGUCGAGAAGAGCAAACACGACACCAAUGAGCGGAGAAAACCUCAACAUGUGGUUGAACGAGCAAAAGAAAUUUUUUAUGAAGACACCAGGAAGCUUUUCGCCUUGCAGCAUUGUUGGGAGAUACUUCAACAUUCUCCAGAGUUUCUGCAACUAUUUCUUUCCCCCGUGCCAUCCAUUCCACCAAUGGGUGGAUCUUCAUUAAGCAUGCCAUCUAGUGAGAAUGAUAGCCCUGACAUUCAAAAUGCUAGCGCUCGCUAGAGAGAAACGCGAAGUUGAAAGAGAACCAAGAGAUAGAGCAAGAGAAUUAAGGGAGAAGAAUAGACAUGGGAUGAUGGUAAUGAAUAAGGAUCUUUCUCAAAUGAGUCCUCGAACUGGGGCUUGGUAUUAGAGACAAAAAUAUGACAUUGUGGCUUCUUACCAAGAUGCUCCCGACAUGUAAUAUUUUGAAUUUGCUGCUUUAUAGCUUGUAAUUUUAUGUAGUUGACUUAUGUUUGAUGUGCGCUUUUCCUAGAUUGUAAUUCUUCAGUUGCUAAUGCAAAUGCCUUCCUUUUUGUAAAAUGGUUUCUUCGCGAAUAAGAAAACAAUGGGCCU
This is a messenger RNA of Linum trigynum, 912 nucleotides long. NCBI's taxonomy places the organism in Eukaryota, Viridiplantae, Streptophyta, Magnoliopsida, Malpighiales, Linaceae. The record is from the annotation of a GenBank genome assembly.